Molecule: messenger RNA, 309 nt
Organism: Penicillium cinerascens
Lineage: Eukaryota; Fungi; Ascomycota; Eurotiomycetes; Eurotiales; Aspergillaceae
Exons: 1
Coding region: 1-309 (102 amino acids)
Source: RefSeq, a predicted model, not a curated record
AUGCGGACACUUCCAACAUCAACUGUGGCUCAUCCGAACUCAGGAUCCAUAUCUGCGAGAUCCGGGACCACAAAUGUGAGAGCAUCGAUCACUCCUGGAAUCGUUCGACGUGCUAUGGUCAACACCAUGUUCGGGAACAUGACCGCGGUUUUCACCAACACGACUCGUAUCUUGAACUCGACCUCGACAUCGACCUCGACUGCUACUGCUACUGCUACUGCUCGUAAUAUUACGAGGAUCUCGACGGAGUCGACGACUACUGGAACCAGGGCCAUCCCUCGCUUCAAGAAUCGGGCUCGAUUCUACUAG